Messenger RNA from Thlaspi arvense, 1317 nucleotides. The record is from the annotation of a GenBank genome assembly. NCBI's taxonomy places the organism in Eukaryota, Viridiplantae, Streptophyta, Magnoliopsida, Brassicales, Brassicaceae.
AGGAUCUCUCCCUCUAACCAUAUAUACAAGUCUCACUAACUUUGUUCUGCCCACUUUAUCCACAAAGCCCUGAAAGAUCGAUGAUGAGUCACUACAGAAACACCAUCUCUGUUGUUUAUCUCUUGUUUUGUCUCUCCAUCACAUCUGCAUCUGUAAGUUCCGUCAUACGACAAUUCACUGAUGACUCCAACACCAGUCUGCAGCAGGAGGUCGGAGCAGGACCAAUCCCAAACCUGGACGAACCUAAUUACUUAGAUAACUAUCAUGGGGUCUCAUCACGUGACCAUAAAGUCUCAGCCUCAAACACAACGAAGGGUCUACGAACUCGUGCUCCGUCGAGUUACUCUGUGAAAAUGGAUUCUUACACUACGCUCCUUGAGUCAAACGUUGGCGGCUACUACCGGACUCGUCCCUUUUGGGCUGAUGGAUACAACUGGACGAUGCGUGUGUACCCAAACGGAUACUAUAGAGAAAAUGGUACAGGGUACCUUUCGUUAUACGUAGAAACGCACUAUACGACUACCAUCCCUUCAGGCGAAGAGGUUUACGCGGAUGUCAGGUUUUAUAUCUUCAACAAGAACGAGAAUCAGUACUUUACCAUCCAAGGUACUGAUUUGUUGCGAAUCAGGUCCUUCGGCCUUCCGCGGGGAUUCUCUCAAGUGAUCCCUGUUAAUACCUUCAAAGACUCGACAAAUGGAUACCUCUACGAUGGAGAUCACUGCGAGUUUGGUGUCGAUGUGACAGUUCCUUCUCUCUUUGAAAAAUCAGAACUUUUCACUGUCACCAAAGACUUCUCUAACCCGACCUUCACAUGGGCGAUUUCGGGAUACUCCCACCUGGUCGAAGAAUAUUACCACUCAGAUAGGUUCACCAUGGCAAAUAGAGAAUUCUAUGUACGAGUGUAUCCAAAUGGUGGUUUCGGCGAAGAAGGAAAAUCCUUGUCCGUUUUUCUUUUCCUUGUUGGCCCAAGAAGCGAACCCUAUGAUGGUGUUUUAGUUAAAGCCAAAAUUCGAGUUCUUAACCAACACCCAUCCAACAACAUCCAAGUGAACCUCGAUGGCUGGUACGCACAAGGAGUUGCCUAUGGAAGCCAUAAUUUGGUGCCUCUAGCUUAUCUGAGAGAUUCAUCAAAGGGUUUCGUUGUGAACGAUGUGUUGAGGGUUCAAAUCGAAAUGGACGCCAUUUCAGCAACCGAGUACUUCCCUAAUUAGAUUGUCUCUAAUUAACCAUCUUCAUGUCUUUACUUUGUCAUCAACUACAUAAAAUAAGAUUCUGUGUUUGUGCUUCAAAUAAAUGUGGUUUUUUUUUUUUGGGGGG